AAAGAAGAAAACACGGGCGACAGCGGUGUGGGCAAGAGCAGCCUGCUCUUACGGUUUGCAGACAACACUUUCUCAGGCAGCUACAUCACCACGAUCGGAGUGGACUUCAAGAUCCGGACUGUGGAGAUCAACGGGGAGAAGAUGAAGCUGCAGAUCUGGGACACGGCCGGGCAGGAGCGCUUCCGGACCAUCACCUCCACGUAUUAUCGGGGGACCCACGGGGUCAUUGUGGUUUACGACGUCACUAGUGCUGAGUCCUUUGUCAAUGUCAAGCAAUGGCUUCAUGAAAUCAUCCAGAACUGUGACGAUGUGUGCCGAAUAUUAGUGGGCAAUAAGAACGACGACCCUGAGCGGAAGGUGGUCGAGACAGAAGAUGCCUACAAAUUUGCUGGACAGAUGGGGAUCCAGCUCUUUGAGACCAGUGCCAAGGAGAACGUCAACGUGGAGGAGAUGUUCAACUGUAUCACAGAGCUGGUUCUACGAGCAAAGAAAGACAACUUGGCGAAACAGCAACAACAGAACGAUGUGGUGAAGCUCACCAAAAACAGUAAACGAAAGAAACGCUGCUGCUAA
Messenger RNA from Grammomys surdaster, 573 nucleotides. Its product is annotated as ras-related protein Rab-35. Gene Ontology annotation, biological process: endocytic recycling. The transcript has 2 exons. Gene Ontology annotation, cellular component: plasma membrane; endosome membrane. Gene Ontology annotation, molecular function: GTP binding; GTPase activity. NCBI's taxonomy places the organism in Eukaryota, Metazoa, Chordata, Mammalia, Rodentia, Muridae. The record is from RefSeq and is a predicted model, not a curated record. The annotation marks the transcript as partial.